Messenger RNA from Scophthalmus maximus (turbot), 5524 nucleotides. It is a transcript of the gene fam131bb, whose product is annotated as family with sequence similarity 131 member Bb. The record is from RefSeq and is a predicted model, not a curated record. Lineage: Eukaryota; Metazoa; Chordata; Actinopteri; Pleuronectiformes; Scophthalmidae. The coding region runs from base 152 to 1507 and encodes 451 amino acids. The transcript has 9 exons.
CAAGCGCAGGAGGGAGAGAGAAAAGGAGAGAGCACAGGAGAGCAAGAAAAAGAAGCUAAAGAGAACGAGAGAGUCGCAGGAGGAAGAGGGAGAAUGCACGGUGUCUGGGUAACACUUCCACGCUUGUAUCCAGGGCCUUUGUGAAUACACCAUGGGAUGCAUCGGCUCCAGGACACUGACGGCAGAUGGCGUGCCAGUCCAGAAGGAUGGGGAGCAGCAUGGACGUUCAGAAUUUUCAUGGGAAGGAAUCAAUCUGUCUAUGGAAGACACCACGUCAAUCCUCCCGAGGCUCAAGAGGAACUCAACUGCCUAUGGCAUCGGGGCACUGGCUAAGUCUUCUCUGUCAGGUGUGUCAGGGGUGUCCCGCACCAUGAAGGAAAGAGUGACAAAGCCCACAGCCUUGGCUCAGGGUCGUGUCGCUCACAUGAUCGAAUGGCAAAACUGGAGCAUGCAGACAGUGGGCCCAGGUUGCGUCCCUGCGCCCCGCAUUACCACCCAGGAGCGGGAAAAGGAGCGGCGGCUGGAAAAUGAUGCUUACAGUGACCUCAGCGAUGGAGAGAAGGAGGCCCGUUUCACUGCAGGUAUCCUGCAGCAAUUUGCAAUCUCAGAGGCAACACUUAUGGCCUGGUCGUCAAUGGAUGGAGAGAGCCCGCGGUCGGGAUCAAACCAGGGCAGUGUGGCUCAUCUGAGCGAGGUCAACCAGGAGAGCAUCACCAGUCGAGAUCAGAUAUUGCACCACUCGUCAGCGGAGGUGUGGCCUCACACGUACGUCUCCCAGGGCCACUACUGCCUCUCUUCCUCUGAUGCCUGGGAGCCCAUCAACAACGACCCCUCCGUCAUGGCGUCUCCCCCUGCUGGCUCCUAUGUUAUGGGAACCGAAGGGUACGACGGGCAGGCGGCAGCUCACUUCCUGUCGCAGCAGCAGCAGCAGCAGCAGCUCACCCUCCAGCAGCAGAGUCAACUACAGCAGCUGCAGCAGAUCCAACAGAUCCAGCACUACCAGCAGCAGCAGCUCCUGCAGUAUCAGCAACAACAGUCUCUGGAGCAUCGGCUUCACAGCGCCAACCACUCUUUGCAAGCGACGCCCAACAGCACCAUCCACAGUCUGGUCCAUCAUGUUCACCCUCCAUUGGUUGAUCUGUGGAACACGGGGCAGAUGGAGGCCUAUCAGGUGGAGGCCGGGGGCUACAUGGGUGUGUCGGCGGUGGUGGAACCGAGCCUGUGCGUCCCCUCUGUGGAAGACAUGGGAACAGAACACUCCCCACUGCUGGAGCAGCAGGAGGAGGUCAAGGAGGAGGAGGUGACACUGUGCAUGGAGCCAGAGUCAGCCACGCUGACUCCGCCCAGGCAGCAAGGGGAUGCCUCUGGAGGCAGUAGUCCAGGGCAACCACCGUCAGAGCCAAUCACAGAGCGGAAGGCCUCCGACGUCACCUCGGUCUUCAUUCAGACGCUGGAGGAGAAAGAAGAGGACGAGGAGGGGCCUGCCGCUUCCAUGGCAACCAACUGAGUUCCUGGCUGUCAAGAGACUCCUUAUUACAAACUGACCAUGGAGUCAGCAAGGAAUGAGCGUAAUAAUACAACAUAUAUCUAUUAAUCUGUUCCUUUUCAGGUAUCACAAACACAACUUUUUGGUUGCGAGAUGGAUUCUUUAAAACGACGAGUAGCAGAUUUGGAAGUGGACUCUCAAUGAGACAUGAGCUGAUGCAACAAAGGACACCUAUUUCUUUGUAAGCCUUACAUCCCAAAGGUAAAAGAAGAGAGUAGUGACGGUGGAGAAACUGAAAAGGAGGAGGAGGAGGAGAAGGAGGAGGAGGAGGAGGAGGAGGAGCAACAACAGACAGAGACAUUCCCAUCAAGGAAAUGACACCACGCCGAUGUGAAGCGGAGGGGAAUGGAAAACAUGCAUGCUUUUUAUGAAGACAAGCAACUUGACCCUGUCAUCAUCUUAUAACGAUAAUGAAAAAUCCAGCAUCGUAAAACAUUAUAAUAAUAAGAAUAAUUUUGUAAUAAAGAAAAGAAAAAGACAACAAGAAAAACCCAUGUAUAAGUGUAUGAUAAGAUAUCAUAGUUUUCCUAUGGGAGAACUCCUCUGUUUACAGCUGUUACUCAACAUACAGUAUUAGACAGUGUGUAACCAAAUUAAUUUCCCGGUUGCAUCAGACACACACACACACACACAGUGUACCUUUUCACAUCGAUUUCACAUAUGAUUAACGUAGACUCCGAAAAACGUCAGCAUUUCAGUGAAAUGCAGUUUAACCCUCUGAAAUAAAUUCCUCUAUGAUAUUGUGGCACCCGGAUGCCUGCGGCACAACCCAGGGACAGGCCUGUCCUGCUGACUGCACACACACUAAACACUGCACAGAAAAGGAUUGUACUGUACGAUAGUGUGCUUCCUACUCUGUCUCUCCGUAUGCAUGUUUCUUCAGAAUACUAUGGGGUACCUGUACUAUACAGCACUGUAUAGACUUUGCACUGAACCGUAGUAUCCCAGGCGGGGCCACAGUGGACCUGCGGUGGGCACGAGCGGAGAAAUAAAGACAGGAGCUGCAUAAGCGAAUCUCUUUUGCACUGAUGCAAUCCCACAGAUCAGUGGUUGCCUUUGGACUGUUGACAUUACCCAGUUCCCACACUGAAAGCUUUCAGCACCACCGACAACCAAAACCGAGCCACUUAACAACACAGAUCCUCAGCUGCUUUUUUUCCACAGUGCGAGAAAAAUUGAGGAUGAUAACCGCUGUUGUGAAUGUACUGGGAGACCGACGGAAGUACACAAGGUUUGUUUUUGAUGUGUCCUCGCCAUCCACAUGGGAGGGAAUCGGACGCGUUGUUAGGAAACAAAGAUAAACAAGGGAGUCUUUCACGUGUGUGUUGAAAAUCGAUUCACAGCUGGCUCACCUAGACCACACACACACACACACGCACAUGCACACACGCACACACACACACACACACACACACACACACACACACACACACACACACACACACACACACACACACACACACACACACACACACACACACACACACACACACACACACACAUUUACAAUGCGUGCAUUGCCAGGUCACUUUUGGGGACAUUACUUUGACUUGCAUUCAUUUCCUGGAGACUUAUCUUAAUCUUAACCAUAACCACAACUUACUCACCUCUUUUUUUGUUGUUGUUUAAACUCAGCUUCUUGUCCCCAACUAGACGAGACGUCCCCAAUGAACUGUCUCAAAAAAUGGUCUCCAAAGGUAGCCUACUACAGAGACACACACACACACACACACACACACACACACACACACACACACACACACACACACACACACACACACAAAUAUCUAAAUUGUAACCAGCAAUAGACAGGCAGAACACUGGUUUCCCAACAGACCAGUGUCAGCUUGUCAUAUAGAUGUAAAUAGUCUUGAGUAUAUAGAAGGCGCCUCUCGCUCACAGUCGCAACUGUUCUAGUACAGUAUGAUUUCUUUAUUUUUUUACACCUCUCGGUCCCACUUUAUUCGGGGACUGCUAGGCCUGAUUUAUUGAUUUCUUUUUCUUGUGUGCACCACUACACAAAGACAAAUGAAACGCGGGAAUGUUUGUGUUGUAAACAGAGCGAUCACUCAAACGGGAAAGUGUUUCACCCGGGGAAUCCAUCAGCGGGGCAAACAAAGUACAGCAGUAGGUCUGAGAGCUGCCCAAUCUGCCAAUCAGGGAACAGAACAGGAGGCCGGGGCUGAACACUAGAGCCGAACAGAUCGGUGUCUUCCUGCUCGUCGUGAUUACUGUGAAGCAGCUGCCUGGAGUGUGAAAGGGAUUAUGAUGAUGUUUGAGGAGGCAUGUUUUCGUUUACUUUAGUGUGUUCCUUUCUGCCGCCUGAGGGGGAGUGGGUGUUUUCUAGGGGAGGGGAGCGAAACGGAGAACAGAGAACAAAGUGGACUUUCUGUGCAUGUCUCACUCACGAACUUUACAACAACACACAACCACUGUUUUCAUCUGUUGUCCCUGUUGGGGAGCACCUUCUCCUCUCACUUUGAUGAUUGUGUGAGAAACUUUUAAGAUGUAAAAAAAAUAUAUAUAAGUAUAUGGUUUAUUGACUUGAAUGAACUUUAUUUAUUGAGUGCUUCUUUAUGCAAAGUUUGGGACAAUGUUUAUUUUUCUACUAACUUGCUGAAAUCCCCUCCAGUAUAAGUUAGAAUAGGUGUCAUGGUUGUGAAGCAGUUCUUGUUGCGAUGUCGUUUUGAGCACUUUACACACAGAAAAACGCCUUGGUAAGAGAAAACAGAUGGAUUGUUUGGCAGCUCUCAAUGAUAACAAAUCUAUCAUUAUUUCACUUCACUUUUUGAAUUCUGGUUUCGAUCAAAAACAACUUACGAGGGCUCAAAACUGCAGACAGGAUGUCUUCACACAAUGGCACAUAUUCAUUUAUUUAUUGAACAAUUACUUGGUGGGGAGGAAUAAUGUGACAGCUUGUACAUAGUCUAUAAUUUCACGUGGGUACCAACCCUUCUGGGAGCAGUAUCUUUUUCUUUAUGUGUCUUGGUUUUGAAGACAUAAAGUUGUGAAAAGACAAUUGCUGCAUAUAUUCUUUGACGGAAACAACUGUAAAGCUUAUUUGGGCUCGACGUUUUUGCAAAAAAACAAACAACAACAAGAUAUUGUUUCACAAAGAAAUAUGCAUGGACUCGAUCAAACCAGAAAAGACUGCUUCAGUUUGGGUUAUUUUAGUUCUUUUUCUUUCUUUUUUCUUUUGUUUAUCAAAAUCUCAAAGAAUGGAUAAACUAAUGACGAGAAGACAAAUAACUUUCUUUUGAUGUUAAGGUUUGCUGAUCACGUCUUUGUUAACCGACUGGUCUGCAGUUGCGUUCCUCUUUUUGUAUAAUUCUACUGCCAUCUUCCAAGGGUUACAGUAACUUGUCUGCAGGCAUGACGCUCAAAAUCAGCUUCUGGUCCUCCGCCUUUCUCCUCGUCUCGCUCUUUCUAUCUCUUUGUAUCUGUUCUGUAUAUUUGUGUCUGUCUGUAUGUCUGUCUGUCCGUGUACAGUAAGUUGUCUGCUGUCUUAUUGGAAGAAUCACUGCCUACAAAAAACAAUAAUAUUAUUAACUGACGUUUUCACAACCAAAGGGGAUUUGAAGCAAUCAGACAUGUAACAGAUAUAAUUUGGAAGUGUGUUGCAAAAAAAAAUUAACCGCUGUAUAAAAUGCUGUAUGAAAUUGGAUGGCUUCUGUAAAAUUCUGUGUGAAAUUGGGUUUAUUUGUUUGGAACGAGGCAGUGUGGCUGGUGAGACCAGUGUUCUCUCCAAACACUCACACCUAUGCAUGCUUGUCGGACGGCUGUCACAGGAUGGUUCUUCCAUGUGGUUCCCCGCCUCUCCUCUCCUCUGUCAACAAUUCAAUUUCUUCCCGUCUCUCUUCCUUUCCCUUCUUUCUCCUGCACGACAAAACCUCCUACGCCCCCACCAGCUCUCCUUUACCCGUCUCCUCCUCUUUUCCUCCGGUGGAGAAAGAGCAAAUAAACAAAUCGACAAACGGC